CGGCCCCGGAAAGGCCAGGACUCCCGACGCCAUCCACCGGCACCCACCGGUCCUGAUCUGAGCUCCGACGAGAAGCCAGCAAAGAAUCCAAAAAGAUUCAGACGGCCAAGCCACCAUGGCGAACCCAUCCACGAGCCUGAGGCCGUCGUGCGCGAUUCCCGGUGGCGGUAAGCCCACCUGCCUAUGCUCGCCGACGAACCACCCGGGCUCCUUCCGCUGCAGUCGCCACCGGAGCCCGCGCGGGCGGCCGCUGUCGUCCUCAGGCCGCGCCUCGCAGCAGGCCGCGUCAACGUCGGGCGCAAGCGCGACGGGGCGCGACGAGGGGAUCAUCAGGAGCAGCGGCGUCGGCGCCGCAGGCAGGACCGCCAAGGGCCGGUCCGUCCUGCGCGCGCACCUGCUGCGGCUGGUCAGCCCUCCGUCCUCCGGCGGCAAUGACCGCCGCCGCUGCCGCGACUUCAAGCCCCGCCCGUCCAGGCUGGGCCGCCUCGCCGUGACCGCGUGACCCAGUUGCUCUGCCUCGCAGAUCGUAGUAGGCUGUGGCGGACUGGUGCGCCUCUUAUUUCGCGCGCACCGACGCAUAGAACCAAUGCUUCUUUAGUACUGUCAUGAACUGAUGGAGUGACGAAGGAUCUGUACACAUGUUCCCUGUAAUUCUUUCAAAGAAAUGGAAAACAGGGCAAUUCUCAUUUAGAUGAGAGCUAGCCUCAUCCUUGUUUUA
Molecule: messenger RNA, 718 nt
Organism: Triticum dicoccoides
Lineage: Eukaryota; Viridiplantae; Streptophyta; Magnoliopsida; Poales; Poaceae
Exons: 1
Coding region: 116-502 (128 amino acids)
Source: RefSeq, a predicted model, not a curated record